CGCCACGUAUGAGCAUGUAUUGGAUGUGGUGCUGUGAUGGCAGCCCGUGAAGGCCACGCACACACAUCUCCGGCACUCUGACUCUGCCAUCUACAAUCUCUUUUUUUUGUCUACGACCGCUGGUAUCAUCAAUCGGCAAACGACAAACAAACGUUUACAAUCCGCGGUAGCGGGACUGAAACGCGCUUCAUGUAGCGAUGCUGCUAGUGCGCUACCGCGAGCAAAAGGUCGACAACCUUCAUCUAAAAAGAUAUCUGCGUGACUUGGCCAAACCAAUCGACGUCAUCGCAUAAAAAUGCCCACGUCCCGGUGGAACCUAGUUUUAAUUUAUUGAAAGAUUUGAGUUAAAAAUUAAAGUCGCCUACGGCGUAGUUUCAUAGUCAUUGUGCACAACAUGCCGGUAAAGUGGACACGCAAGCUGGCAAACAAUAUCGGUGUUUACGUGCAACAUGCUAGACUGACUCUAAAAACAAGUGAAUAACCGCAACCCAACAAGCACAUCUCCUCUGACUGAAAACGGAUGUUACACGUUUACACAUCACCUACGCGACUGAAAGCAUUCCGCUUAGCAUUUGGGUCAAAUCGCAUAAAUUAGAGGAAGUAUACUGUUAGUGAGUCAUUAAAAUCAUGAGCGAGAAUGAUAAUCGCGUUUCUUCGGAGUUGUACGAAGAAUUUGACUAUUCGACGGCCAUCACCCCGUCGUUAAAUGACGAAAAUGUGGUGUCGAGAUUUGCGUUUGACUUUCCCCACUCGCCGACGGCGCCGGUGACUGAUGCCGACGGUGAUUUGGUUGUAACUCGAAGAAAUUCGCAAAAAUGCGAGAUUAAAAUUGAACAUAGUAAGCGCACAGAACUGAAUCUGGUCGGUUUGCAAAUAUGGCGUGGCGCACUGCUGUUGGCCGAUUGGCUCAUUCACAAUCGGCAAAGUUUUACGCGCGACACGCUCAUUAUGGAGCUGGGAUCGGGCGUCGGAUUGACGAGCAUCGUCGCCGGCAUGUUUGCCCCAGUCGUCUGUACAGAUAUUGAUGUUGGUGGUUUGUUAAACUUAAUCAAAUCCAAUGUCAAAAUCAACGAAUCUUAUCUUCGGUAUCCAGUAACAGUGUUAGAACUGGACUUUACUAAAGAUCUAUCACCAGAAAUAAUGGAACUUCUUCCAAAAGCACAAAUAAUUUUGGCUGCAGACGUUGUGUAUGAUAACGAUUUGACCGACGCGUUUAUCGCCACUGUCCAGAAACUGAUGAAUAUCCCACCGAAGCGUUCUAUUUACAUCGCGUUAGAAAAACGCUUUGUUUUCACAAUUGCCGAUUGUGACACUUGCGCACCUUGCUACGAAUACUUCAAGGAAUGCCUCCGGCAAGUGAAAAACGCAUCAAUCGAGGAAUUAACACUCGAUUUUCCACAAUAUUUCGUGUAUGAUCGCGUGAAAGAACUAGUUCUAUGGAAAGUCACCUCAAAGUGUUAAAGAUGCAGUAAUAUUUUGCAGACGUACGUGGUGUCAAUAGUUCGCGGAGAGAAUGAAUGACUUCCACCAAAUUUAAAUGAUUGCCAGUUGUUGGUGCUUGAUUGUUGGUGAGUUACUUUCUUGCAUUCUACUUUUUAAACCAUUCACUCAUCAUGCUCCGCCGCGUAAACGUCACGUCCGGCAUAUGUCCUCGCCGCAUCUCCUUGUUGCGGACUUGUUGCUCGAGCUCCUUCUUCAAUGGUUCCGAGGCUUCGCCCACUACUUUAUCUUCUUUGUUGAUAUACACUACCAUUACUUUAUUCGUGAACUCCACCGACCUAAUCGUCUUCUUGUACGGUUGAUAAGCAUACUCGUCAUAAGAUGCUUCUUCCACAGGUAUACUCUCGAGUUGUUGUCGUAGUGCUUCAUCGCCAGAUUUAAAAUCCUUUCGGUUCGUAUCCUUAUCUUUCGUCGGUGAUGUCGAUGAGCUUGGUUCGUUACACUUCUCAGGUUUUCUUCGCUGUUGUGACAAAUAAGAUAGAAAUUCAAAAUGGCUGCCAUUUUGUUUUAUUAACACGAUUUAUUAUAUUUUUACCUUGUUUUCUUUCUUAUUCUUUCUGCCUAACUUCUCCCAGGUGUCCCAUUGCAACACCUUCGAUACGGAGCUGGCUGGUGUGUUCUUCGCCUUGCCGAUAAGCGACUCCGAAUGCGGCGACUCGGUGGUUAUAUAACAUUUGUCCUUUGAUGUUGUGCAACUCGUCGACUUGGAGCAUAUAAUAUCCGAAGUCUGCAACGUCAUCAUAAGCAUUAUUAUAACCUAAAUCUACUUCCAUUUUGAAAUCAUCAGCCAAUCACCUGCGGAAUUGACUCCAAACUGUCUUUGACUCGGAUCCAGUCUCGUUUGGUAACGGUUUCUUCGGAACUGCUAGGGGUCAGUUGUAAGGUUUCCAUUGUCACUGCUAAAUCCACUUUCUAGACAUAAAAAAUAAUCGAAA
Dalotia coriaria is the source of this 2435-nucleotide messenger RNA. Its product is annotated as methyltransferase-like protein 22. Gene Ontology annotation, biological process: protein methylation. Lineage: Eukaryota; Metazoa; Arthropoda; Insecta; Coleoptera; Staphylinidae. Gene Ontology annotation, molecular function: protein methyltransferase activity. Gene Ontology annotation, cellular component: nucleus. Bases 628 to 1461 code for a protein of 277 amino acids. The record is from RefSeq and is a predicted model, not a curated record. The transcript is spliced from 7 exons.